This is a messenger RNA of Nothobranchius furzeri (turquoise killifish), 1290 nucleotides long. RefSeq names its product 2,4-dienoyl CoA reductase 1, mitochondrial (gene decr1). The record is from RefSeq and is a predicted model, not a curated record. Gene Ontology annotation, biological process: fatty acid beta-oxidation. NCBI's taxonomy places the organism in Eukaryota, Metazoa, Chordata, Actinopteri, Cyprinodontiformes, Nothobranchiidae. Gene Ontology annotation, molecular function: 2,4-dienoyl-CoA reductase (NADPH) activity. Gene Ontology annotation, cellular component: mitochondrion.
AUUAUCGCCAGACCUCGCGUGAGGGCUGGAUUGCCGUGGAUCAGGUCACGUGUUGCCGUAUAUAAACAAACAUGGCUGCCUUCUUCUGUUGGAGCAAACGGUUUCUGAGAACAACAAACCCCAAAGUUCUGCAAUCAUGGUUCCACAGGUCUGCUGGUCUUCAGUCCGGCUCUGCUCCUCACUCACAGCUCUUCCCUCCAGCUGAAGGAGUCAUGCUGCCGCCAGAAAGCUUCAAAAACCGGGUAGUCUUCAUCACAGGAGGAGGUACCGGACUGGGCCGAGCCAUGGCGACCGUCCUGUCUCAGUUGGGAGCCCAGUGUGUCAUUGCCAGCAGGAAACUGGACGUCCUACAGCAGACAGCUGAGGACAUUUGCAGCCGGACCGGGAACAAGGUCCACGCGUUGCAGUGUGAUGUCAGAGAUCCUCAGGCUGUCUCUCAUUGUGUGGACCAGAUGACAUCACUCACUGGACUUCCUGAUGUGAUCAUCAACAACGCAGCAGGGAACUUCAUUUGUCCAUCAGAACGCCUGUCCCCCAACGCCUGGAAAAGCAUCACUGACAUCGUUCUAAACGGGACGGCGUUUGUCACUCUGGAGCUCGGAAAGAGGCUGAUUCAGGAUCAGAGAGGAGCCUCUUUCCUGGCCAUCACCACAAUCUACGCUGAGUCUGGUUCUGGAUUUGUCGCCCCGAGUGCAUCAGCAAAGGCUGGAGUUGAGGCACUUUACAAGUCUCUGGCUGCAGAGUGGGGGCGCUAUGGCCACAGGUUUAACAUCAUCCAGCCUGGGCCAAUUAAAACAAAGGGAGCCUUCAGUCGCUUGGACCCGACUGGAAAAUUUGAGAAAGGUAUGAUCGAUCGCAUACCAACAGGUCGACUUGGAACCCCAGCAGAACUGGCGAAUCUCGCAGCUUACCUGAGCAGCGACUAUGCCUCAUGGAUAUCUGGUGCUGUGAUGCGCUUUGAUGGAGGAGAGUAUGUGUCAAUGGCAGGGGAGUUUAAUGACCUGCGCAGGGUGACCCCGGAUCAGUGGAAAAUGAUGGAGGCUAUGAUCAGAAGCACUAAAGGAUCCUAAGCAAAAACUCUUUGAGUGGAACAACCAAUCACAUGGCUGUGUGCAGAGGCCCCACGCCCUCUGAUAUCUAACGUCAGCAUUUUUUGAGAUUGAAAAAACAAUUAUUUCUCUUUUUUUUAUCAACAGAAAGGAUUGUUUUAUCAAAGGCUGUCAUGUGACUUUCUGCACAUGCUCAGUGUGAUUAUAGAUCAUUUAUAAUAAAACUAAUUUUCAGUGUUGA